Messenger RNA from Lactuca saligna, 1956 nucleotides. The record is from the annotation of a GenBank genome assembly. NCBI's taxonomy places the organism in Eukaryota, Viridiplantae, Streptophyta, Magnoliopsida, Asterales, Asteraceae.
AUGGCUUCUACUUCAUACACAAUAGUUCCCCGUAGUUCACGCAGGAGUUCACUUUUAGUAGAAAUACCAACUUUGCAUGUUUAUUAUGACUGUUGGAAUUGUUCCUGUGUGUGUGAGUAUUGUGGGGCGUAUUUUUGGUAUCAAGAGAGAGCAUUGUAUUUAUCCCAAGCCAAUCAUCCACGAUAUACGAAAUGUUGUAAUUUGGGAAAUGUUGUUCUUCCCUACCCUCUUCGUCCGCCUGAAAUGCUUAUGCAAUUUUAUGAAGAUGAUCAUUUUAUGCAUAACAUAAUAGCAUAUAAAUCCAUGUUCUCUAUGACGUCUUUUGGUGCAAAUGAAGAUCACUCAAUCAACAAAGGUCAUGCGCCAUAUGUGUUUAAAGUCAGUGGUCAGAUUUACCAUUGGAUUGGAUCCUUUUGUCCUCAAGAUGUUCAUCAACCUAGAUUUCUACAGUUGUAUAUGUGUGAUACUGAAAAUGAGGUUGCUAAUAGACUUCAUUCUUUUCAUGGUGAGGGUGAAGUACUUUUGUCUGCAGAUGUUGUAGAUUCAUUUAGUCAAAUGUUAAACACACAUAAUGAGUAUAUCCGUACGUUUAAGACUGCAAAAGAAAUUGCUCAGUCAAUGAAUUUAGAUUCAUAUAGUGUGCGGUUAUUUGGUAAUGUACCUGACAGAGGAUAUGGGCCACCGGCCCCUGGAAGUUUGGGUUGUAUUGUUUGUGGUGAUGAUGUUACUGGGGCUGUUUAUGACAUUGUUGUCUAUUCAAAGUCUGGCUCAGUUCGGCGAGUUAGUAAGCUUCAUCCGACAUAUAUGCCUUUGCAGUAUCCAUUACUAUUCCCAUAUGGUGAAGAGGGAUGGUCUCCCACCUUGCAUUUACGGAUUGACUCUAAUAGAAGUUUAACAAAUAAUGUGUAUUACAGUUAUAAAAUUCAUGAUCGACAAAAUUACUCUCUUAUUUUACAUGCACCAUUGCGUUUAGAGUACAUCAGUGGUGUUUAUGAUGCUUUGGACAAAGGCGAUACAGAUAGUCGUGUCAUUGGGUUCAUGUUAAGCCACAAUAUUUCAUCACUUUCACUUGCAAUAUCAAAUGGCCUAAGUAUAGAAGAUACAUGGAUGCUAUUGGUCGGCGUGAUAUUCAAAACAGACCAGAUAUCAUUGCACACAUCUUUAAGAUCAAAGUUCAUGCUUUCAUUAACUUCCUUAAAGAAGACAAAAUUUUUGGAGAUGUCAGUGCAUGUUGCAUUGCCGUUUAAAAUACAGGAAGGUGCAGAUAUUGACAAAUACAUCACCGUUGAGCUUCCUAAUCCCAUACUCGAACCAGAACUAUAUAGGACUGUUACAACAUGCAUGCUACAUGGUCCAUGCGGUUUACUUAAUACAGGUGCCCCAUGUAUGGUAGAUGAUAGAUGUGUGAAACGGUUUCCAAAACCAUUCAACUCAUUAACAACUUUCGAUGAAAAUGGUUACAUGCAUUAUAGAAGACGUGUUGGACCGUAUCAUGUCUUACAAAGUGGUGUUAGAACUGAUAACGGGUAUGUGGUGUCGUACAACAAACGUUUGUGUAGUCGAUUUGAUGCUCACAUCAAUGUAGAAUAUUGUGGUUGGAAUAUGGUGAUUAAGUACUUAUUUAAGUACAUUUCAAAGGGCGUUGAUCGUGUUCGUUUCACUCUUCAAACAUCAGAGGCGAAUACCACUACUUCCUCCUCUACCAUACCUGUCGCUGUGAAUGAAAUCAAGUCAUUUCUUGAUGCUGCAAAACAAUGGAACCCGAUCCAAUUUAUUCAGCUGGUGGUCCGCUUCGACCCGUUAAUAGCCAUGAAUGGCUUUGGGUUGCGUGAUUGUAUCCCCACUGGUUUCUCAACUAAAACCAACAACAAUGGUUAUAAGUUUACAUUUAUUUUCCCAACCGGCAAACGUCGCUCAUACCCGCCUCCGGCAGCUCCUCCACAAGUUGGAAGGUGA